UUGUUCUGUGUCCUACAUACAUAACACUGGCCACUGCAACAGUUUGUUUGUGCCACAAUAGCUGACAGUAGAAACCUGUUUUUGGAAAUGUUUGCACUUAUGAUUUUGCAAGAUGUUAUUCUCUGACUGGGUAUUCCAUGGAUUUGAAGAUGUGAAAUGAGUCACAUCGCUGGAGUUUUGAAUUCUGCCACCCCAUGGUCUUCUGGGGAGAGAACUGGAUUCCACCAAAUUGUAUUUAUGCACCUUAUUUCAACCUAGCCAAAAGCAACACUGCUGCUGGAGAAAAAUGUAUUGUACCAGAAGGAAGCGACUGCAGCUGAGCCGAGUUCUUUUUCUCCUCUCUGGGGUUUUCCUCUGUACCCUCUACCAGCUGACCAUCAGCACUAGACUGUACGAGCCUUUGGCAAUGCCUCAGAUUGCACAGGAUAGUGGGGAAGGUUCAGCAGAGGGGGUUGAGGAGAUUACAGAUCUGGGAAAGGCUCUAUCUACAGCAUAUGAUUUAGAGCAAACUGAGCAAACAAACAUAACGUAUGAUGUCCAUAAUGCAACUACAACUUCAGUAUCCACAACAUCUACCACUACUGAAUUGCCAUUAUUGCCAACAACAAAUCGGACUCUUGUGCAUUGCAUCUAUGUGGCACCUGAACUUCAGGAGACACCCACGCCAGCUCCUCCUACAACUACCGUCCCACCAGCCUUUCCGGGUGAAGCACCACAUAUGAAGGGUGAUUACCCAGAGGACAUUUUUUCAAUCGAAGAUCGCAGACGUGGCUGGGUGAUCCUUCACAUUAUUGGGAUGAUGUACAUGUUUGUGUCACUUGCAAUUGUGUGUGAUGAGUUUUUUGUUCCUGCUCUCGGGGUAAUCACAAACAAGUUGGCAAUCUCUGAUGAUGUGGCUGGAGCCACCUUCAUGGCCGCCGGAGGUUCUGCCCCUGAGCUUUUUACCUCUUUGAUAGGAGUCUUCAUUGCCCACAGCAACGUGGGUAUUGGCACAAUUGUGGGCUCAGCAGUUUUCAACAUUUUGUUUGUGAUUGGAAUGUGUGCUUUGUUUUCUCGGGAGAUUCUCCAUCUGACCUGGUGGCCUCUAUUCAGAGAUGUGUCAUUCUACAUACUUGGCCUCAUCUUUCUAAUUAUCUUCUUCCUGGAUAAUGUCAUAAUGUGGUGGGAGAGCAUGAUGCUGGUGGCUUGUUACACUGUCUAUGUCAUUUUCAUGAAGUUUAAUGUGCAAAUAGAGCGAGCAUUCAAGACCCAACUCCACAAACACAAGAGCAUUGUCAAAGUUAUUGCUGUAGAGGAACCUGACAAGACUAAUGGGAACGGUGAGGAUAAUGCCCCUCCUGCUCCAGAUGACAAGAAUCAUUUAAAGUUGAAGCCAUCCCUUCAGCGAGGGGGGAGUUCUGCUUCUUUACACAACAGCACAAUGAGAAACACCAUCUUCCAACUCAUGAUUCAUACAUUAGACCCUAUAGGUAAUGGGAAAUUUAAGGAGAAAGCUGAAACUCUGAACAGCAUGGCAAGAAGGAAAUCAGACGCUAAAGACAAAAGUGAAGAUGGUGAGACAAAUGAUCACCAGCUUAACCACAGCAUGGACACAAGUUCACCCAGCCUGUCACCCAAUCCUGUAUCCCCUGCAAACAAUAAUCCUGACUUUCAACCUGUGACAUAUUGUGAAUCUGCCUUCUGGUGCUCCAUCUCCUAUUAUGAGUUGAACCAGCGUGUUGGAGAGACCUUCCACGCUUCCCAGCCCUCCCUUACAGUAGAUGGAUUCACAGACCCCUCCAACUCCGAACGCUUCUGUCUGGGCUUGCUGUCAAACGUCAACCGCAACUCAGGAGUAGAACUCACACGCAGACACAUAGGUCGGGGUGUGAGGUUAUACUACAUCGGGGGUGAGGUGUUUGCAGAAUGUCUCAGUGAUAGCGCCAUCUUUGUCCAAAGUCCUAACUGCAACCAGCGCUAUGGGUGGCAUCCUGCCACUGUGUGCAAAAUACCUCCAGGCUGCAACCUGAAGAUCUUCAACAACCAGGAGUUUGCUGCGCUGCUCUCUCAGUCAGUCAACCAGGGAUUUGAGGCAGUCUACCAACUCACCAGGAUGUGUACUAUUCGGAUGAGUUUUGUUAAGGGUUGGGGAGCUGAGUACAGACGUCAGACAGUGACCAGCACCCCCUGCUGGAUAGAGCUACAUCUUAAUGGUCCCCUUCAGUGGUUGGACAAGGUCCUCACACAGAUGGGCUCCCCCAGCAUCCACUGCUCUAGUGUGUCCUAGGAGCAGCCCUCCUUCCCAUCCACACUCAAACCCCCCAUAGGAAUCAAUCCACAGAAACAGCAUUUCCCCUGCUGUGUUUGACAUUUCUCAUCACAUGUACAGCACUGUCUUUAGUGUCAUUUAGUGUCUCAAUUUCAUGAUCAUUGUAGGACAUUUUUAUGGUUUUUAUUAUUUUCAGAAGACAGAAAUGCAUCUUCAUGAUUAUUCUUUUACAUAUUAUGUCCAUCCUUCCUGUUAAUUAACUUGACAUUUCACAAAGGAGACUGAAAUGUUUGUUUUCCAAGUUGGAAGAUAUGCAGUUUCAACUUGGCCAUCGACAUGUUUUAAAACAUUUUUGAUUCUAUGAAUUAAUCAAUAUUAUGAAUAAGCCUUUAGUGUCCCAGCAAUCACUGAAUUGGGAAGCUUAUUUAUUAAACAAACCAUAAAUUAACAUGAGAAAUGUUAUUUAUAGUGACAGAAUAUAUUUCAUUAAUAUUUUAAGUAGAAGGUACUUUCCUUUAUUGAUUUAUGAUCAAUAAAGAAACCAAUUAUCUGAUCAGUGAAUUGGUAUUUUGUCUAGUUAAAAAAAAACUGCAUCAGUGUUUCUGAUAUAGAGCCCUUGUAUUAAAAGUAUUUUGCUCAAUGAAAGAGACAUUUUCUAAGUUAUUUUUGCAUAUUGUCCUGCAUGAGAAUAUAUUUUUCUUAUUGCCUAAAUAUGAUUGUACAUAAAUAUUUAUAGCUUGUGUAAUCUGCUAGUCAUCCAUUGCUUGAAAGGGUGGAUCAAAGUGAACUCUGGCAUGGGUGGAUUCACAGUAAGACUACUUAGAUGAACUUUUCAGGUGAGUUGGUUCUGAAGUGUGGCACAGGAAUACUGUACCAACCAUUAGUGUUAUUUGAUAACAGGCUCGAUGAGUCAUUAUAGUAGACUGACUGAAUCUGGACACCAUGUGACUUGAAGUAUGAAGUGUACAGUGACCAAGGUUGUGUUCAUCUGUUGUUGGCAGUGUGGAGUGAAAACAACAAUGCAGGUCGUCUUAUGUAUUAUCAAUUGUUAACCAAUGGUACACUAUGCUCCUUAUGGGUAAAUGAUGCAUUUCAAGUUUACUGUGUCACUUUAAUGGUUGUGGUAAUUUGCUUGUCCACUAAAUACUGUAUAUUACAUGUACAUUACAAUAUAAGGCAUGUGUAAUAUGCUCACUGUCCUUGGUUGUUGUCUAAGAUGUCACCAUGUUAAUCCUGCACUCACUCACAGUACAUAAGACUGAGUCACCAAGUAAUCUAUUUAAAGGAGUUACAUGGCGCUGAACGGAAACACUGUACUACACAGUGCAUUAGAUAUGUGGUAGGUCUGUAUCAGUACUUGAGUUCCUUGAUAUUCUUUUAGUGGUUUUAUGAUCCAAGUCUUAUGUUUUUGUUUUGUUUUUUAAUGUAGACUAAUAUUUGUUCUCAAAUGUCUAGAAUUAUCUGUGAAAUUUUAAUAAAUUGCAAAACAGUAAAAAGAGGGCUGCUUCUCUGUAAAAGGAAUUAUGUAUGAAAUAUAAAUGUAAAAAGAACAGUGUUGCCUCACAGCAGCUGGUGCAUUCAUUGUACCACUAAAUUGACCCUUUCUGUGUUAGGGUGGCGACCUGUCUGGGGUACACUCUGCCUCUCAUACGUGACCCUGCACCAAUGAGUAAAGUUGCUUGUUGAAACACUAUUAUACACCGUGACAAAAAUUUGAAAUUGAUAUACAUAAAGCUGAUAAGUGUCCUGUAAUAAGUGAUAUCAUCAGAAAACCCGUAGAGGUGACGCGACACUCUUUUGCUAAACGGCAUAGUUUGUGAUGGUAUGUAUGUACGGUAUAGUAUAUUUUUAAAUGUGCUUCUCUACUCAUUAAGGCUUGAUAA
Messenger RNA from Pelmatolapia mariae (spotted tilapia), 4131 nucleotides. RefSeq names its product mothers against decapentaplegic homolog 3-like. Gene Ontology annotation, molecular function: calcium channel activity; RNA polymerase II cis-regulatory region sequence-specific DNA binding; I-SMAD binding. Lineage: Eukaryota; Metazoa; Chordata; Actinopteri; Cichliformes; Cichlidae. The record is from RefSeq and is a predicted model, not a curated record. The transcript is spliced from 11 exons. The coding region runs from base 287 to 2266 and encodes 659 amino acids. Gene Ontology annotation, biological process: activin receptor signaling pathway; SMAD protein signal transduction; intracellular calcium ion homeostasis. Gene Ontology annotation, cellular component: heteromeric SMAD protein complex; plasma membrane.